GUUUUUUAUCCUUUGUUCUUCUCAUCUUUCUCCGAUCGGUGGAAUCUCUCUUUUUUUUUUUUUUCUCUAGUUCUAACUAACCUACGCCUAGUGCAGCUCUCUUAAAACGUGUGCUCAGCGUCUGCCAUGGAGUGCCUGGCAUGUAGGAAGGUGCAUGAUAAGGCUGCUCUGUUCUUGACGGAGGAAUCUAGCCGUGGUGGAAGGUUAAAGAGAUGUGUUAAGUCUCCUCCAGAGGAGAAAACGCAGAGUUCAUCAUCGGUCGAGGUGGUGACGGGAGAAAGCAGCGAAAGCGAGGAGGAAGAAGAAGACGGCACCGUUUCGUCACAAGGAAGAUGGCUUGAUUCGUUCAGUUCCUCUCUUGAAGAUUCUCUUCCGAUUAAGAGAGGAUUAUCAAAUUAUUACAUGGGGAAGUCGAAAUCAUUUGGGAAUCUAUUGGAAGCUAGCAGCAACGCCAAGGAACUAGAGAAAGUGGAAAGUCCAUUGAACAAGAGAAGGAGAUUGCUUAUUGCUAACAAGCUAAGGAGAAGAACUUUGUCUUCAUCUUUCACCUUCUACCCCAAGACUAACCUUAAUUCUAUGCCUUUACUUGGAUUGCAAGAAUCUGAUGAAGAUGAUCACAAAUACACUAACAAUGAUGAUGAUGAUGAUAGUAGUGAUGAGGAAAUUAAUGAGAUGCAAGAGAAGAGGAUGAAGAUGACUAAUAAUAGAGAUUUUAUGGUUCAAACUCAGAGCUGUUUUUGCUUAUCUAGUUUUCCAGCUUAUGAUCGAUAAAAUCCAGUUUCUCCCCUCCACCAAUUCCACUUGUGUUCUGUUUUUUAUUUUAUUUUUUAGAGUAGAGGAAAAUUUGUUCGCAAUAAGUGAUUUGAUAGUUUGAGUAAGGAAUAUAACUAAUGGUUUAGUCGUUUUAGAUGAUCAUACUUUUGUUGAAUUUUAAUCGAUAAUGAGUUUGAUUAUUAUUUGUAUAUUUGAUUUGAUCUCCACUAGUUAA
This is a messenger RNA of Eruca vesicaria subsp. sativa (arugula), 988 nucleotides long. Lineage: Eukaryota; Viridiplantae; Streptophyta; Magnoliopsida; Brassicales; Brassicaceae. The record is from the annotation of a GenBank genome assembly.